Asterias rubens (European starfish) is the source of this 1010-nucleotide messenger RNA. RefSeq names its product WW domain-containing oxidoreductase-like. The transcript has 4 exons. Lineage: Eukaryota; Metazoa; Echinodermata; Asteroidea; Forcipulatida; Asteriidae. The record is from RefSeq and is a predicted model, not a curated record. The coding region runs from base 1 to 771 and encodes 256 amino acids.
AUGCUUCAAGAGGCCAAGCUUCUUAAGACGGGAAGAUCAACCUGCGUCGACCCUCAAAUAAAUCUUCUUCUUCAAUGCCCCCACGCACCAAUAAUAAGGGCAGGAAAAGCGACAAAUGGCCUCUUCGUCGCCCCUACCAGUCCAAUUUUCGUCGACCAAGGGCCAACUUUUCUCGCUCAGCAGCCAAACCAGGUUAUCGCUCCCAACUCUCUGCAGCUAAGGCAACACCCUCUAGCUCAACCCACUUCUUCAAGACGCAGCGGUCACGAGGACCCAAGAGACAAUGACUCCAACAUAACCGCUUACCUCCUGUCUCACCUGCUCCGGGAUCGCCAUGUGAAUAAGCGGACAACCUAUACGGACCCUCGUCUUGCUUUUGCUCAUGAAGAUUGUGGGAGACCUGACGUUAUAUCCCAACGGUUUGAUGCUUACAGUUCAGCACUUGGUGUGUUACAGGGCAGAGAUCUCUCUGACAAGUAUGCAGUGGUAACAGGGGCAACUACAGGAAUUGGAUUUGAAACUGCCAGGUCACUUGCACUACAUGGUGUUCAUGUAGUCAUAGCCAGUCACAACCUGAAGAGUGCCAAUACUGCUGCAGGCAAAAUCAAAGAGGAACUUUCACUGGCUGAAGUCAGUACUAUGAUUCUUGACUUGGCGUCUUUCAGAAGUGUUAAAGAAUUUGCUGACAGCUAUAAACUUCAGGGUUGGCAGGUGAUUGGUCUGAUGCGACUGAUGGCUGCCAAAAAGUACCCUUGCAUGCCUGCAACUUGAACAUGUAGCUACAUGUAUUAUCAUCAAUUCAGACUCUCAGCUGUGAUGACUGAUUAACCUACGUGUACCAAAUUAUUAUUAUUAUCUUGCUCUGUAAACAAUGGCAUGCAAGCUUGCAAUUAUCCUCAAAAUAAAGUCUGAAAGGUAAUUGUAAUAAUUGCUAUUGUAAGAUUAAAGAUGCUAUGUUAGAUUUUUGGCCGAUUUGACCCCAAAAUUUUGAUUUAAAAUUCAAUAGGUAU